Molecule: messenger RNA, 4436 nt
Organism: Nymphaea colorata (pocket water lily)
Lineage: Eukaryota; Viridiplantae; Streptophyta; Magnoliopsida; Nymphaeales; Nymphaeaceae
Product: exocyst complex component SEC15A-like
Exons: 3
Coding region: 1671-4034 (787 amino acids)
Biological process (GO): intracellular protein transport; exocytosis; Golgi to plasma membrane transport
Cellular component (GO): membrane; exocyst
Source: RefSeq, a predicted model, not a curated record
UAUCCCUUACCCAAGCAGUCUGGUAUCUACCAAUAACUAUGUAUAUAUAGGGAUGAGCAACCAGCAAGUGUCCAAGCUGCUUACAAUAAUGAAAUCUUUGGUACUGUUGUUGCAAAACAUACAAGAUUCCGAAACUUCUCAAGGGGCAAAUAUUAUGUUUUUUAGUGCAUCUUUUUUAUAAAUAGAUGAAGAAGGGAAGUCAUGUUUUCAAGUGUUUUUUUUUUUAUAAAUAGAUGAAGAAGGGAAGCCUGUAGGACUUUAUGCUUGAUUUUGUAAUUAAUUAAAACUGAGUAAUAUGUAAUAUGGUUGUUUGUGUAUACUUGGGGAAAUUUAUGAUAUUUAACAAUUCAAAAAAUGAUAAACUUCAGUAUUCAGCAAUCCACAACAAAAGAGCAUAUAAUUAAUUGAUGAUUCCAUUGACUCAACAAAUCCUCACUUGUGACCCAGAGAGUUGACGAUCCUAGCCGAUUCGGGCCACUAGCAAUGUGGAUCGGCGAGUUCGCCACAAGAGUCAAAAAGAAGAUGCAGCCAUCCACCACACCCUACGCACACGGCUACGAUAAGGCGUUUGACAUAUGCUCAAUUUAUCUUAAUAUGACAUAUGACGAAAGAGGAGAAAGAAAGAAAAGAGGUUUGAUUAGUGGAGAGACGCAAAUGGGGAUGAAGUGAUAUGGAAGACUACAAAGUGAGUUAUGUUGCAGGCACCAAAGGGCAUGACAUAGCUAGGGCAUGACAUAGCUGGUUGGGCAGGCAGUCGCAGGGAAAGUUGGUUUGAUUUUCAUAGGUGCUACUUCCCAGAUUAUAAAUGGUGGAAUCAAACACUCUAGAUUAUGAGUGUAUUGUACCCCGCCCAGGUACUACUGACAUAGGACUUGGAAGAAGGGGAAGUCUUCGAGCAUCUCUUAUGGGUGUUGGGUUGUUAAACUCUGUGCCACCUGGACCAAGCUUUCGAAGACAAUAAAGAUUGAUGUCAUGCCCCAUUUCAUUAAAUACCAGGUCCAAUUAAGAAUUGGGUCAACUAAAAUUAGGGCUGCACAACGAGUUGAGUCAACUCGGGCUCGACUCGAACUCGCCCGGAAAAGCUCGACUCGAACUCGACUCAUUUAUAAAUGAGUCGAGUUCGAGCUCACCCAUUAAGCUCGAAACGCUACACGAGUCGAGUUCGAGUUGCACGAACUCGACUCGUAUAAACUUGACUCGACUCGUACAAACUGGUUCAUGAAACUGGUUCACCGGUUUAGGGUUAAAAGUAAAAACGAAACGUCGAAAGCCUUUCUCUCUAUUCUCGAUUUCUCCUCUUCCAUCGACCGCAAAAUGUCUUCCCUCUUCCGUUUCCGUCGACCACGACCAUGUCUUCCCUCUUCCGUCAACCACGACCGUCGACCACCAGACCAGACGAGGUCACGAGAGAAGCACCCUUGUGAUUCGACCAUGUUCCAUCUAGAAGGGGAAGGCCGAUGGGGUGAAGCCGCGAAGCGCAGCAGCCGGCAGGGCGGCGGGCGGCAGCGCCUGAGUCUCGCUUGCGUGGUCAGUGAUUUCCCCCCUUCUUCAAGCGCCUGGGUCUCCUUUGCGUGGUUGGUGAUUUCUCCCUUCUUCAAGCACCUGGGUCUCGUUUGCGUGGUCAGUGACGCGCGACCUUUGUGCCGGACUCCCCGAACUUGACCUGAACAAUGCACACAAAACCUAAGAAGAGAACUGCUUUAGAGGAUGGGGAUGGUGGAGAUGACAUGGGUUUGGCAACCACCGUUGCAAAUGGGGAUGAUCUAGGUCCAAUUGUGAGGCAUGCAUUUGAAAUUGGGAAGCCUGAAAAUCUCUUGCAUCAGCUUAAGAAUGUGGUUAAGAAGAAGGAGAUCGAGAUUGAGGAACUCUGUAGGCUGCACUAUGAGGACUUCAUACGUGCAGUGGAUGAGCUUCGUGGAGUGCUUGUAGAUGCAGAUGAACUCAAAAAUGGGUUAAUGAGCGAGAAUUUUAGGCUUCAAGAGACCUCAACCUCUCUUCUCUUAAAGCUUGAGGAGCUGCUUGAAUCUUACUCCAUAAAAACUAAUGUCACAAAUGCAAUCAAGAUGUCCAAGACAUGCUUGCAGGUUCUACGACUUUGUGCAAAAUGUAACCAUGACAUCUCAAAUGAUCGUUUCUAUCCUGCUCUUAAAACUCUGGAUCAGAUAGAGAAAAACUAUCUACAGAAGAUCCCUGUGAAAGCUCUUUAUCGAGUGAUCGAGAGGCAACUCCCUGUGGUCAAAUCCCACAUAGAGAAGAAGGUAAUCAAUGAAUUCAAUGAUUGGCUUGUUAUGAUUAGGAGCGCAGCCAAGGAUAUUGGGCAGCAAGCAAUUAGGCAAACAAUAUCAGCUCGACAGAGAGAGGUGGAUUUACAUUCUCGGCAGCGUGAGGUAGAAGAGCAAAGCCGUUCAGGGCUAGGAGAGUCUGAGUAUGUCCUCGACGUAGAGGACACAGAUGAAGAUGUUGAUUUGAAAUUUGAUCUCACACCUGUAUAUCGAGCUUAUCAUAUUCAUACAUGCAUUGGCCUUGAAGCUCAAUUCCAGGAUUAUUACUACAAAAAUCGAUUGAUGCAACUCAAUUUGGAUAUGCAAAUCUCACCAGCACAACCUUUCCUCGAAUCCCACCAGACCUUUUUUGCUCAGGCAGCUGGCUACUUCAUUAUUGAAGAUAGAGUCUUGAGGACUGCAGGAAGCUUGCUCUCUGCUGAUCAAGUAGAAGCUGUUUGGGAUUCCACCGUUUCAAAGAUAGCUUCUAUGGUAGAGGAACACUUCUCCCAUAUGGACUCAGCCAAUGAUCUCUUGGUAAUCAAGGACAAUGUCACUCUCCUUGCUGCAACUCUGAAAAGAUUUGGGUACCCUGUCAGUAGUUUGCUUGAGGUAUUGAGUAACAGUAGAGACAAAUAUCAUGAUCUUCUUCUUGAAGAGUGCCGAAAGCAGAUAAAUGAGAUCCUUGCACGGGACACAUAUGAGCAAAUGGUGAUGAAGAAGGAGUACGAAUACAACAUGAAUGUGUUGGCUUUCCAACUUCAAACCUCAGAUAUAAUGCCUGCUUUUCCAUAUAUUGCACCCUUUUCUGCAACUGUUCCGGAUUGUUGCCGUGUAGUGAGAUCAUUUGUCGAAAGUUCUGUAAGCUACUCAUCGUAUGGAUGCCAUACGGACUUCUAUGAUGUAGUAAAAAGAUAUUUAGACAAACUGUUGAUUGAUGUCCUAAAUGAAGCAUUGCUGAAGAUCAUAGAUGGUUGCACCUCAAGUGUGUCUCAGGCAAUGCAAAUUGCAGCGAACUUGAAGAUUUUGGAGAAUGCAUGUGACCUUUUCGUUAGGCAAGCUGCCCAACUAUGUGGACUUCCUAUGCGCAUAGCGGAGAAGCCUCAUGCCGCUUUAACAGCCAGGGCAGUUCUCAGGACGUCACAGGAUGCUGCCUAUGAGACAUUGUUAAGGUUGGUAAAUUCUAAACUUGAUGAGUUUAUGAGUCUUACAGAGAACAUCAGUUGGACCUCUGACGAAGUUCAUCAGAAUGAAUACAUAAAUGAGGUUACCAUUUACCUAGACACGUUGCUUUCAACAGCCCAACAAAUUUUGCCAGCAGGAGCAUUAUAUAAGGUUGGCACUGGUGCUUUGAAGCACAUCUCUGAUUCUGUAGUGGGAGCAUUUCUCAGUGAUAGUGUGAAGAGGUUCAAUCUAAAUGCAGUCAUGAGCAUUGACAAAGAUUUGAAGGUACUGGAAGCUUUUGCAGAUGAGAGAUUUGAGAGCUGUGGCUUGAGCGAGCUAAACCCAGAGGGCAGCUUAAAGGAUUGCUUGAUUGAAGCACGGCAAUUGCUGAACCUUUUACUCAGCAACCAACCAGAGAACUUUAUGAAUCCAGUCAUUCGAGAGAGAAGCUACAACUAUUUAGAUCACAAAAGGGUGGCAGCUGUCUGCGAGAAGUUCAAGGAUACACCGGAUAGGCUUUUCGGGAGCUUAGGAAGCCGAGCUUCCAAGCAGGAUGCCCGUAAGAAGUCAAUGGACACAUUGAGGAAACGGCUGAAAGAUUUGGGCUAACGACUCCUCUAUUACCGAACGAUGUGUGCUCUCUGCAACUUCCUUCUAACUCUUGCUUUUUUCUAUGACUCGGAUCUCAACGUCGAAUAUGUCAUACUUCUUUCAUGGAUGGGAAAGUGGAAUUCAAGGAUCCACUUUAUUGGUGUGCCUACUAGGGUAUACAAGUAAUGCCUGCUUGAAAGGAUGACGUGCUAAUGUAAGUUAUUUUUCAAUAACCAUCAUCAAGAGUAUUGUCAUCCUAAUGCCUACUAAAAGAGCCAAAGUUUACACCCUUUCUCGAUAUUUAAGGUUCCAUCUAUGUUUUGGGUGUUUUGGGUGUUUGAGGGUGAUGUCUCUAUUAUGUUUUAACUUAUUUAUCGGUGCCCACUCUUUUGUAUCAUAAGAAGUUGACAUGUUACUAGC